This is a messenger RNA of Mesocricetus auratus (golden hamster), 1433 nucleotides long. RefSeq names its product distal-less homeobox 5 (gene Dlx5). NCBI's taxonomy places the organism in Eukaryota, Metazoa, Chordata, Mammalia, Rodentia, Cricetidae. Bases 189 to 1061 code for a protein of 290 amino acids. Gene Ontology annotation, biological process: regulation of transcription by RNA polymerase II; cell differentiation; anatomical structure formation involved in morphogenesis. The record is from RefSeq and is a predicted model, not a curated record. The transcript is spliced from 3 exons. Gene Ontology annotation, molecular function: RNA polymerase II cis-regulatory region sequence-specific DNA binding; DNA-binding transcription factor activity, RNA polymerase II-specific.
CCAGCAGUCAGCCUGCGGGAGACAGAGCCUCCACGACUCCCAGCCUCCUCCUCCCUGCCGCCGCCUCCUCCUCUUCCUCCUCCUCCUCCCUCGCUCUCACAGCCAUGUCUGCUUAGACCAGAGCAGCUCCAAGCCAAUUCAGGCAGCAGCGGCCGCCGCAGCAGAAGGACAGCCACCGCCCGGGAGCUAUGACAGGAGUGUUUGACAGAAGAGUUCCCAGCAUCCGAUCCGGCGACUUUCAAGCUCCGUUCCCGACUUCUGCCGCCAUGCACCAUCCGUCUCAGGAAUCGCCAACUUUGCCCGAGUCGUCGGCCACCGAUUCUGACUACUACAGUCCCGCGGGGGCCGCCCCGCACGGCUACUGCUCUCCUACCUCUGCUUCCUACGGCAAAGCGCUCAACCCCUACCAGUACCAGUACCACGGCGUGAACGGCUCCGCAGCCGGCUACCCGGCCAAGGCUUACGCCGACUACAGCUACGCCAGCCCCUACCACCAGUACGGCGGCGCCUACAACCGCGUCCCGAGUGCCACCAGCCAGCCAGAGAAAGAAGUGGCGGAGCCAGAGGUGAGGAUGGUGAAUGGUAAACCAAAGAAAGUUCGUAAACCCAGGACUAUUUAUUCCAGCUUUCAGCUGGCCGCAUUACAGAGAAGGUUUCAGAAGACUCAGUACCUCGCCCUGCCAGAACGCGCCGAGUUGGCUGCCUCUCUAGGACUGACGCAAACACAGGUGAAAAUCUGGUUUCAGAACAAAAGAUCCAAGAUCAAGAAGAUCAUGAAAAACGGGGAGAUGCCCCCGGAGCACAGUCCCAGCUCCAGCGACCCUAUGGCGUGUAACUCGCCACAGUCACCAGCGGUGUGGGAGCCCCAGGGCUCAUCCCGCUCUCUCAGCCACCACCCUCAUGCCCACCCUCCGACCUCCAACCAGUCCCCCGCUUCCAGCUACCUGGAGAACUCGGCUUCCUGGUACCCAAGCGCAGCCAGCUCAAUCAAUUCCCACCUGCCGCCGCCGCCGGGCUCCUUGCAGCACCCGCUGGCCCUGGCCUCCGGGACGCUCUAUUAAAUGGGCUGCUUGCUCUCUCUGUCUUGCUCAGUUUUGGGACUACAGUGUUUCGCUGUUUUAGAAAUCAGAAAGGAAGGAAUUCAUACGGGGAUGUUUGGAAAAUGGAAACAACAACAACAACAAAAAAUUCAUGUGUAAAGCUUUUUUUUUGCAUGUAAGUUAUUGCAUUUCAAAGGACCCCCUCCCCCUUUUUUACGAAAAAAAAACCUUUUUUUUUUGCGCAACUGUGGACACUAUCAAUGGUGCCUUGAAAUCUAUGACCUCAACUUUUCAAAAGACUUUUUUCAAUGUUAUCUUAACCUUGUAAAUAAGUGUAGAUAGAGGAAUUAAACUGUAUAUUCUGGAUAAAUAAAAUUAUUUCGACCAUGAAAA